This is a messenger RNA of Penicillium maclennaniae, 2157 nucleotides long. Its product is annotated as WD repeat NOL10/ENP2 family protein. Gene Ontology annotation, molecular function: protein binding. Lineage: Eukaryota; Fungi; Ascomycota; Eurotiomycetes; Eurotiales; Aspergillaceae. The transcript has 2 exons. Gene Ontology annotation, biological process: maturation of SSU-rRNA from tricistronic rRNA transcript (SSU-rRNA, 5.8S rRNA, LSU-rRNA). Gene Ontology annotation, cellular component: nucleolus; nucleus; small-subunit processome. The record is from RefSeq and is a predicted model, not a curated record. The coding region runs from base 1 to 2157 and encodes 718 amino acids.
AUGAAGUUGUCAAACCAGUCCGAGGUGCCCGUCUACACCAUCUCGGGCUCUAACACUGCCCGGCCAUUACCUGAAUGGCUUGCCCGACGCCGAAAGCGCAGCUUGAAAGAUGAUCCCGAGUAUGCGAACCGUGUUGAAUUGCUGCAGGAUUUCGAGUUCGAGGAGGCCAGCCAGUGUGUUCGAGUCAGUGAAGACGGGGAAUGGGUGAUGAGCACAGGAACGUACAAGCCGCAGAUUCACACGCACUACCUUCCACAACUUUCUUUGUCAUGGGCCCGCCAUACUGUCGCUCUCAAUACCACCUUCCUUCUUCUAUCCUCCGACUACUCAAAAUCUCUUCACCUGCAGUCCGAUCGCUCUCUCGAAUUCCACACCCCGUCAGGAUGCCAUUACACUACUCGUCUCCCGCGAUACGGCCGUGACCUUGUGUACGAUCGACAAUCGACCGAGGCGCUGAUACCUUCAGUCGGUGUCAACCAGGAUGGUAUGGGUGAAGUGUUCAGAUUGAACUUAGAGAUGGGUAGGUAUAUGCGCAGCUUUGAGGUGGAUGUUGGUGGUGAUGAUUUCACAUCUGCUGGAGGCGGUACUUUGCAAGGCGGUAUUCACACUGGCUCGGUCAACACAGGUGCUAUCGCGGAGGAAAGUCACAACUUGUUGGCUUUCGGUACAUCAGCUGGCACAGUGGAGCUGUGGGAUACCAGAGCCAAGGGCCGCGCAGGUGUCUUGCUUCCUCCGACACAAGCGGGACCAGAUGAGGCGCGCAACGGCAUCACCGCUUUGGAGUUCAACCGCUCUGGUUUGACUCUCGGUACCGGCUCCUCGAAUGGUCUGAUUCACCUCUACGAUCUUCGAUCCCCGGUCCCUCUUCUAAAGAAGGAUCAGGGAUACGGUUUCCCUAUUCACACCCUCAAGUUCCUCCAGCCUUCGUCCGCAACACGUGAAGCGACCAUGGACCCCAAGAUUAUGUCUGCCGAUAAGCGUAUCAUCAAGCUUUGGGACCCUCGCGACGGUACUCCAUGGACUUCCGUCGAACCUGCUGUGGAUAUCAACUCGGUGGCUUGGUGCAAGGACAGUGGAAUGCUCCUGACUGCCAACGAAGGACGCCAGCAGCACUCGUUCUUCAUUCCGCAACUUGGACCCGCGCCCAAGUGGUGCUCGUUCCUGGAUAACUUGGUCGAGGAGAUGGCCGAGGACCCCAAUGAUCCGAACGCCUUCACCAGCGCUCAGGCCGGCGCUGUUUACGAUAACUACAAGUUCUUGACUGUUCCUCAGCUGCGCACUUUGAAUCUCGAGCACCUUAUUGGCCGUACCAACCUCUUGCGACCAUACAUGCACGGUUACUUCGUGGCUCAGCGCUUGUACGAGGAGGCGAGAUUGAUCACUAACCCGUACAUUUGGGAGGAGGAGCGCGCCAAGCGUGUGAAGGAGAAGAUUGACAAGGAGCGUGAGAGCCGUAUUCGCGGCAAGAAGAAGGCCGCCGUCAAAGUUAACAAGAGAUUGGCCGAGAAGUUGAUGAACGCCGAGGAGAAGAACGAGCGCCGCAGAGCCAAGCGUGUGCUGGAGCGUGGUGGUGACGAGGAUAUCGUUGAUGCCGCAGCCACUACCGAGCCUAAGAACAAGGGUGUCCUGGCUGACAGCCGUUUCAAGGCUCUGUUCGAGGAUCAGGACUUCGCGAUCGACGAGAAGUCUUUCGAAUUCCAGCUUCUUAACCCCAGCACUGUACCCGAGUCUUCUUCACGGAAGGAGCGUGGCUUGACAGCUGUCGAGCAAGAGGCUAUCGACGACGUGCCCGGCUCCAGCGAUGACGAUUCGGGAUCGGACAGAGAACCCCAGGCCCCUAGACCCGUCAGAGAGAAGCCUUCAAACAAGAUCUCUUCUUCUGAUUACAAGCGCACGAAGCGUCCCCCGCCUCGCAUGGAGGUGUCUUCCUCGACACGCACCCACUCGACCCGCGAUCGUUCAUUCGGAUCGCGCGCCCAGAACAUGAAGACCAAGCAACGGACUACACGAACAAGCGGUCCCGUCGGCGAGAGAGAGGUGAGCUUCAUGCCCGCCGGCAAGGCGAAGCGCAGCCAGCCCGAAGUUCGUUACGAUAAGACCGAGUUCAAGUCCAAGGCGCGACGCAGCGCUUCCAACAACACUUUCCGUGGGAUGUGA